AUGGGCUGUUUGUGUGGUUUCAGCAAGUGCGAAUUCGAGUUCAAGGUAGUGCUGUGUCGUGAUGCCGUUACAUGCCGUGUGUGCGUCAUCGCUGAAGACCUUCAUGGCCAGAAGAGCAGAGAGAGCCAAAAAGAGCAGGAUGGAGGAGACGAAAAGAAGCAGCUGCAAAAGAAGAAGGUGAAGGAGCUGAAGAUUCUUGAUGGAAAGUCUGCACAAAACCUUUCCAUUUUCCUGGGAUCGUUCCGUCUCCCAUAUGAAGAGAUCAAGAACGCCAUCCUGGAGGUUAAUGAGAAGAUCCUCACAGAUGCCAUGGUUCAGAACCUGAUCAAACAACUGCCAGCACCAGAGCAACUGAGUGUCCUGGGAGAGAUGAAGGAUGAAUACGAUGACCUGGCUGAGUGUGAGCAGUUUGGAGUAGUGAUGUCCAGUGUGAAGCGGCUGACACCACGGCUUCAGGCCAUCGUGUUCAAGCUGCAGUUUGAGGAGCAGCUUAAUAACAUCAAGCCAGAUGUGGUGUCUGUGACGGCAGCCUGCGAGGAGCUCAGGAAAAGCGAGUCCUUCUCCAAGCUGCUAGAGAUCAUUCUCCUUGUUGGGAACUAUAUGAAUGCUGGCUCCCGCAAUGGAAAGGCAUUUGGCUUCUCCAUAUCAUACCUGUGCAAGCUGCGUGACACCAAAUCAGCUGAUCUGAAGCAGACACUGCUCCAUUUCCUGGCUGAUGUGUGCCAGGAGCAGUAUCCUGAGGUCAUGACCUUUGCAGAUGAACUUAUCCAUGUGGAAAAAGCCAGCAGAGUUUCUGCAGAGACUCUUCAGAAGAACCUUGAACUCAUGGGCCGUCAGAUCAAGAGCAUGGAAAAAGAUCUGGAGACCUUCCCUCCUCCACAAAAUGACAAGGACCUGUUUGUGGAAAAGAUGUCCAGUUUCGUGGGUAGUGCCCAUGAGCAAUAUGAGAAGCUGGAUCUGUUGCAUAAAAAUAUGGAGAAGCAAUAUAGCGACCUGGGAGACUACUUUGUCUUUGACCCAAGAAAAAUCUCUGUAGAGGAAUUCUUUGGCGACCUCAACACCUUUAAAAACAUGUUCCAGCAAGCGGUGAAGGAGAAUCAGAAGAGGAAGGAGGCUGAAGAAAAGAUCAAGAGGGCCAAGCUGGCCAGGGAAAAGGCAGAGAAAGAGAAGGAGGAGAAACUGAAGAAGAACCAGCUCCUUGACAUCAACGCAGAGGGUGAUGAAACUGGUAUCAUGGAUGGCCUGUUGGAGGCGCUGCAGUCGGGCGCUGCUUUCAGGAGAAAGAGAGGACCACGGCAAGCAGCCAACCACCGACGAGCUGGUCAUGCAGUGACCAACAUCCUGGCCAAAGAGCUGAUGCAGGAAGACACGCCUUCGUCCAGCAAAGUGCCCGCAAAGAAGAAAAAGUCAGAGGAGACGGAGGAGCCUAAAGCAGAAGGAGCAGAGUCAUUAGAGGAGUUACUGGAUGCUGCUCCCUCUCGGUCCAAUUAGGCACCCUAGGGAGUUUUUUUUUUUUUUCAGUGAUGUCCAGACACAGAUGUAUUUCAUAGCCAUUCCAGAGGCCAAUAUCCAUCUGAGAUUAGAUUACUGAAAAAAGGGCCUGCGUUUCUCUGACCUUUAUCUUAACAGGAACGUCUUUUAGGGUUAGCAUUGACUGUGUCUUCUUGGAGGGCAGGGAGAGGCGGAGGAUGAGGGCUGGGCUCUCACUUCAGCCACGACCCCUUGAUGUCCCUCUUCAACCUUUGGAUCUUUGCCAAUGUCAUAAAGAUAUAAUUGCUUUCCUCAGCAUGUGCACAUAUCUGUUUAUGUAUUCUUGUCUGUUUCUCUGUGUUUCUAAAUCACUUUAUUUUCACCUGUCAUUCAUCAAAGGGCAUCUUGAGCAAUUCCAAAGACGUACUCAGGAGGGAUCCACGCUGUUUUUUUGCGGUUGUUUCCAAAUCACAAAUUUAGACUGGGGUGUCUAGAAUUUGGCACAUCCUGCAGGUGCUUCAUAGAGUUUUCUUUGGAUACUUGAGGCCAAGACCACUUUGCGCUUUUUCACAUUGUGUUUUUUUUUAACCUAUAAAACAUAUGAAUUUGUAAUUGUCUGAUAUACUGUAUGUUACUGUUUGUACAUGUUAAUCAUUUCGCUGUGUUAUUGAAGAAAGUGCCAACCCAUAGAAAUUCAAUCGUUUUCAUUUCACCCCCAGGUUUGUCCAGUCACAGUUUGCACUGGGCUGGUGUUUGGACCAGUCAUCACCUGGGUGUACGUUUCAGUGUGUGUUUUGUUUAUUUUACUGAGAAGGGAUUUAGUUCACUGGUGUGCAUGCAUUAGAUAGAUGUCACAUAAAAAUUGGGGAUCAUUUACAUAUACUUGUUUACCACACGUGCCCACAACAGUUUUAUGAAGAAAACCUGCUUACUUACAUGAACAUUCCCAUAAUCCUCAGAGGGAAAUAGGGUUAGAUUGGAGGAGAAAGUUCUUCCACAGUCAGUUAAACCAAAAAUAAAUUGCUCUUUAAAAGGGUUUUCAUAAAAAACCUAGCCUGAGCAGUUUACAUGCCUGUGUGUUUAUGUGUAUGAGAAUGUCUGCGUGUGUGAAGUAAGCCGCCUAUAUUUAGUCCUGUGUGCAUAUUCAACUUCCUCUGUGUGUAUGUGUGUGUUUGUGCAUGUAGGUUUGAAUGCGUGCAUGUGUGUUGCCAUCUGUAAUUACUGUACGGUACCGACCAUGCUGUCAUAAAUGCUAGGGUUCAUAAACAGCUUUGUGGUCUUUCUGCUGAGGAUAUAGCACACUGGAUAACUGCCCGAAAACUGCUGAGACAAGUACUUGUGUUCAGUUGUCUGUGUGUGUUUGUGUUGCUCACCCACUUUCCCUCCCACUGAACUGCAACAGUAGUUGCAGAAUGUCUGGCCUUGCUCUCAUUUGUAUUCAGUAGCCAUCAGCAUACAUGUUGCCAUGAUGUUGUGGUGUAAUAUCUGACAGGAAUCCUGCGAGGUGAUGUCAGCUGCUCCAUGCAAUAUUUAUUUCUAUGCAAACACAAUACUGUAGCUAGCCUCAGGAUGUAAAAGAUUCAAGACGACUCAAGCGGUUCCGCUGACUCAAGAUCAGUGCUUCAUAUCGCUGGUGAUUUAGCUCCAAAAAUUCAGUUCUUCAGGAAUAAAAAACAAUUUUUUUUUUUUCUCAACAACAGCGUUUAUUUGACAUCUUCCAUAAAAUGUUAAUGUUUUUUGGAGGAACACGGAGGAACUGGCCCUUAAAAUAAAGGCUCUUCAAGUACAAGUAGGUGUAGAAAUCCUUGUUCUGAUCGAGUGCUGGUGCUUCAUUUUAAUCCACUAACACUGAGUAUAAUUGGGUGUAAAGACUGCCCCGCCUGCUCUCCAGUACAAAAAUUUGUAAUAGCUGCAUUUAAACCAGAGACAUGACUGCUGUUUAAUGUCUGCUAUAUUGUGCCCAUCUCUUCAUGUGGACAGUGCCAGGUCAUUGUAUGCGCCAGAUACUGAAAAGUUACUGUUCUCAGCAUAAAGGAGAGAUAGAUUUUAAAAAAUGAAAAACCUGUCAGAACAUCACUGGAAUAUUUGUCGUUUUCUAAUUUGAGUCAUUCCUUUUGUUCAUUAUUUUUAAAGAAAUAGUUUUCUAUGUGAAAUUUUUACGGUUGAUUAUUUUAAUGUAUUUGAAUGGAGACAAGAUUUUUUUUCCAGAGAUUGCUCUAUGUAUACAGAAUAAUGCACAUAGUCAUUCUGUUUGCUACAUAGAACUAUUAAAACUGUCUUAAGUGUUUUAA
Molecule: messenger RNA, 3761 nt
Organism: Dicentrarchus labrax (European seabass)
Lineage: Eukaryota; Metazoa; Chordata; Actinopteri; Moronidae
Gene: diaph1
Product: protein diaphanous homolog 1
Exons: 12
Coding region: 1-1491 (496 amino acids)
Biological process (GO): actin filament polymerization
Cellular component (GO): cytoplasm; actin filament
Molecular function (GO): actin binding; microtubule binding
Source: RefSeq, a predicted model, not a curated record